This is a messenger RNA of Tremella mesenterica DSM 1558, 7290 nucleotides long. RefSeq lists its product as uncharacterized. Bases 127 to 7290 code for a protein of 2387 amino acids. The transcript has 6 exons. The record is from RefSeq and is a predicted model, not a curated record. Lineage: Eukaryota; Fungi; Basidiomycota; Tremellomycetes; Tremellales; Tremellaceae.
CUUUCACCCCUUGCAUGAUCCAAAACACGCCAAGUAGCGUAGCAUAGCAUUUAUCAUAUCCACCACCACCAAAACCGCGACCUCCACUUGACCCAGUCAACCACCCUAAUCCCUACCCAAUCCCUCAUGUCCUAUCACGUCCCCUUGACAUCUCAUGACAACUUCAAACAUCACCUCCACCCCUCUUCCCCUCUAGACACUCCAUCUGCCAAAUGUCUAGUGGUGUCUUCACCCAAUGAUAGGAGCCUGAUACCACUGGGCCCUUCCAAACUCAUCGCCGGUGUUAAUCACAAAAAAGCAGUCUUUUUCUCCCCUCGUAACGAUACAAAAACCUUCAACGCCAACGACAUCAUCUAUCAACCCUCCAACCCGCCUUCUAUUCGAUCUUAUCGGGAGCAAAUACCUUCCGAUUCUCCUUCCUCUUCUUCUUCCCCUUCUUCUCCUUUACCUACCGAACCGAAAAGUAUACUCAAAUCACGUUGUUCAGAAAUACGAGUCGCAUCUUCCGUAGAAGAAGGUACUUUGAAUAACAAAGAAGCUGCAAGACUUGUGGUAUGUGGUAAAAGACCUAAAAUGUUGACCCGAGAUUCUUUCCAAUUAGCAAUGAUCCGAAAAGCAGCGGCGGAUUCCCCUCGAUCCACAUCCAACUUACAAAAGGGAUCAAAGACAGAUGGUGAUUCUACCAACCCAUCCGAAGAAAUACCAGGAUCGGAUGAUAGUGUAAUGUCUGAUGGGGAUGACACCAAAAGUGUGGAAAAGGAAAAUGAUAGUUCAGAAGAAGAAGAACCAAUAGAAGAAGAUGGAGCUUUAGCAACUUCUUCCCUUGUCGAAAUCAUACUUGAUGGAGCUGAAGAUCUUCUUACUUUGGAAGAAGCUUAUACUACUCUUACUAUGAGAUUACGACAAAGAAUGGUUAAACCUUCCACUCCAAUUUCUUCAAAGAAAUCACAGAAUAGUCCUGAUUCAAGACAAAUACAAAUACAAGAUUUUGAUAUAGAUUCAGAUGCUCUUCGUUUCAUUCGACCUAUACGAGAUGAAGUACCAGCAAUGGUUCGAGCUCUUCAAAGAGAUUUACAAAGACUUUUAGGAAAAGUACCUAAUGGAGAUACACAUUCAAAUGAUGGUAGUUCAUCACCAUUCAGAUCUAUAAAUCCACUUUUACCAAUUCGUACUUCAACUCCUAAUCGGAUGCAACCAACACCUUCACCGACCCCUAAAACCCGUCAAGGAUUCUCAGAAGCAGAAGUUCGAUAUCGUCGUGAAGCUUCGGGUGUUGGAUCGGCAGCUCUCCGACUUUUGGCUCUUAUAUUCAAUACAAAUGAAUUAUACAGUUGUUUCUCCGAAGUGGAUUUACAAGCAUUAUUAGAACACGUCUUGAUUAUCCCCCGUACUCCGAAAAUGCCAACUCCUAAUCCAAAACGGACUUAUUACCUCGCUAUCGUCGUUUUGGCUCAAAUGCGAAUCCCACAAUCUUCAGUUCAACCCACCAAAGAUAAAGUGGUCAGAGCUGUCGAAGCUGCUCUUGAAGAAUCGUUCAGUUUGACAAAUGGAGUGGGAGAAAAAGGUAUCAGUCUAGCUAAGAAAGAAUCUUUCUCAGCUGUAGUAAAUCUCAUCAGUAAUUAUCCUUCCAUCUUCUAUCAACAUUAUUCUGAAUUACUCCCCGUUUGUAUUCACGAAUUAUCAUCCACGAACAUAUUGAUCAGAAAUAAAGCUGCUUCGGUCAUUUCAGCUUUUGCCGCCGCUAAACUCAAUCUUCUCAGUGGAGCUCGGACCAAAGUCGUUACACAGCAAGAUGAUCCUUCCAAAGAUUCGUUCUUGAAACUCAGAGCGAUGAUACAGAAAUCGGAAUUCUUCGUGGUGGCACAAUUGAAAACUGCCAGAAAGGAUCCGAGUAGACCGGGGGUGUUAUAUUCUCAUUCGGGGGAAAGAAGGACGGAAUGGUCAGCAUUGGAACAAAUGUUGAAAGAUACGGUUAGUAAUAAUCAUCAAGCUGGAUGGGCUUGUUCGACUUGGGCAGGUUUGGUGACUUUGAUGGGUGGAGCUUAUAAUUCUUCUGGUUUGGCGAGGGAUUUCGAUCAUAUCAUUGAUCGCUCUCUUCAAGCUUCAACCAACACCGUCCGUCCCAUACUAGCUCGAUCAGCUUGGAACCAUGCCAUCCACUCUUAUCUCUCUUCCGGCUCAUUCACCUCCAUCUCGGAUACAUACGAUCUCAUUCAAUCAUACAAACCAUUCUCCGCUUCAGGUCAACAAGAUCCGUCCCAACGGUUAUACACGAUAAUGUUACCUUUCCGACUCUCUAUUCAAUUAGCCUCCGUCCCAGCUCAGACGACCUUCAUCGAAGUCCCCAAUCCUGAGGGAGGAAGCACCGCAAGAGGUCAGUGGCGUCGAUCUGAGAAAUCCAAGAAACAACAAUGGAUGAUCGUUUGUGGUAAAGCUGCCAUCGCGUUGGUGUACGCAUUCUCCGGUAUCUGUCUGACACAUCAAGAUCAACCCGCUAAAGAAUCUCUCUCCAUGUCGGGCAUUCCUUCAUCGGACGGUGUGAUACCAGAGAAUGACGCGGAAGAAACUAGAUUAGAAUUACAAGAUAAAGUAUGGGAGAAAGUCGUGAAAUUAGUCAUUGGAAAUUUGGCAGGUUUACAAGGUUUGGAUGAGCUCAAGUUACAGAGUUGGGGAAUUUUGAGAGCUAUAACUUCUGUGCCGAUAGAGAAUACGACUUCUAUUGAAUUGGAACGGGAUACGACAGAUGACAACAUUUUCCACGGUCCGAAAAGGGACACGAUGCAGAUGCAAGGUAACAUUUCUUCUCAACGGUCGAAAUGGGAUUUAGACAGGAUUUUAACGAACAAAUAUAUCUGUGGGGAGUUUUAUUAUCCGGAGAAAGAUAAAGAUAUGACGUCUCCUUUAGUCCUGGCGGAAUUGGAAAGAGAAGGAGUUAGAGUAGAGGAGAUUCCUCCUUGGGGAGCUAAAUGGGUAACGAGUAGAUUAGAAGAGGUGUUGGGAGUGUUUCAAGAUUGUCUAAGUGGGAUUAAAGGAUUAAACAAUUACAACAUUGUUCAAAUUACCGAUAUUCAAAAACAUGGAACUCCCCUUCACCCUGUCAACUCAAACAUUCCCAUCAACUCGAACAAUCCGAAUACUCCCACCAUGUCCCAUACUCCCAAAACUACCAACCCCGAUUACAUAAUUUUAUCAGAGAACAUCCCAUUUCCUCUAGAUCUCUCCAUCACAUGGAAAAAUAUCCUCUUAUCCCUCAGAUCGACCAGAAACGAAUCAGAAGCACAAUUCAACAAAGGUCUUACAAUCCUUCUCCGUCAUUUAGUACAAAUCUUCAAUUAUCCACCUGAUCAAUAUCUUCCCAUAUGGUAUCAAGGACAAGAAGGUAGUCUACUCAACCUCAAUUCUGUUCGAAUUGGAUUAAUCUCACAUUUAGUCCAUAUGAUGAUUCAAGUUUUAGGGAAAGAAGUAUUUUGUCUACCUUUGAUUCUUCCCAACGCCGACCUGAAUCCCGUUGCAACCGCUGAACAAUCAUCAUCAACUCAAUUAGACUUGGUCAUCUCCAAAUUAGCUUUCGGACACAAUACAUCCAAUCAAGCGACUUUAGCCGGUAGUUUACUAGGUCAAAUAUUACGUAUCAAACUUACUGGCGAAAUAACUUUCAUCACCAGGAAAACUCUACGAGAGUUAUCACAAACUUUACUUGAUAUUGCUUGUCUAGCACCGAAUCAGGGGAAGUUAUUGGGUGAUUUGACCAAUUGUAUCCCGUUCAUUUUCCAAGAUCAGGAAUUACAAUUGGAUGUAUGGAGGAUGUUGGUUAUGAAAUGGGUGGAAGUAGUGGAUUUAAAUCCUUCUACCACGAUUGGGGGAACGAAUUAUACGGGUGGAUUAUUGUUUUCUCUUUUGAGUUUACCUUUUAAACCACAGGGAAGUGCGGAAUGGUUUCGGGGAGUCGACUCGAAUACAAGGAAGACUGCACGCGAAAAUGAUAAUGGACCCAUAAACCAAAUCCCUCACGAUCAGACCAAGGAAGUUGAGAUAGGACAAGUCAAUGAAAAUAUCCACGAAAAUUCCACCGAAAAGCUAAAUGCAAAGGAGAAUGACAAACAACAAGAAUGUGAAAUCUUGAACGACUUACAAAUAUGGUCAAAUUUACUCCGGACUACCAUCCUUCGAUUCCGUGCGAAAAGAGUAGGAACCAACAUGGGCGUAUUGGAAAGUCUGGCAGGACAUUUGAACGAUUAUUUGACAAAAGAUACUAUCAUCAUGCCAAUGACGAUAAAAUGUUUGACGGAAGCUAUCCGAUGGGUGGAUUCAGGUUUGAGAGAAGAGAAUUUGGUGGGACAGAUCAAUGAGAUGGUUGUACCGGAAGAGUUGUUGACGUUGGUGGUUAAGACUUUGAGGUUGGUUUAUGCUUCUCAGGUAGGAUCAGAUUUGGGAGUUCGGGAGAGGAAUGUGAGGUCUGAGAAUGUAGGUGAUGAGGACGAGGUAGCAUUAGAAAGCGGCGCUACUUCGGAGCAAAAUGCGGAUAGACAAUCGAGGGAUAAUUCAGCACCACAAGAUGGGGAAUCAAAUAUUCGAAAAGACACACAAGAUGAACAAAAGUUGAUCACUUCAGCAGCGUCGGAAUUACUGUCAGCUGUAGGAGAGAUGAUCAUCGCCGUACCUUCCACAGCUAUUUAUGAGGUGUUGAGACUUAUGAAAGAGUCAUUAUCGAUUUGGUUGGCAGAUGAUAGUGUGAUGGUGGUUGAAGAGGAUGCGGUCAAGCUCGACAACCUAUACAUCUCCAUCCUCUCUUCCCUCUUACCUGCAUUCGAAUCCGGUCACAUAUCAUUAGAUUCCACCAUCGUUAACGCUCUCAUCGACAUUUACGCCCCUCGGCUCUCCCUAGCUCAGUCCGCAGAAGUUCCAAAGACUUUCCAGAAGUUUUGGAACAUGACUUUUGGUAAAGUUGAAAAUCUAGAGUAUUCGCCGGACGUGAAGGAAUUCUUGAGAGAUUUGAGUUGUGCCAUACCGGGUAUGAUUCAAGUUCAGGGGUUAGACUUGAAGGGGGUCAUGUCGGAGGAGGAAAGCCUUUCCAAAUACCCUCACUCUCAGUCCCUCCGAACCACGACAAUCAUCCAAGUGGACAAUGUGGAACGACCACUUGUUCCCAUCACGACAGAGGAUGUUGUUACGCCCAACGAGGUGUUGCCUGAACUUGAUCAAUCAUACGAUGCCGAUGUUUCUCAAACCCCAUCGAACUCCCAACCCGUCAAGUCUGCUCCAGUCCAAGUGAACGAACCCUCAUCCCAUCAUCAUGUUCUAGAUCCCGAGGCUGCUCUCUCAUCCGAAGUUCACGUGUCAGAAGCAGACAUAACGACUUCGAACGUGCCUACCCCACAAUCAGAUCCUGGAAUAUCAGGAGAGCAUGAAAUACCCCCAGCUCAACCAGAUGUUUCUGUCAUUGACCACUCUCAAACCCACCCACUGAUCCAUCCAUCUGUCACCUCAUCCUCAGACACACCCGACCUUGUGGAAGAAGCAACAAAGACAAAUAAAGCCGAAAGCCAUACGGACGAAACGGUCAUUUCAGAAACUACCAACUCUCAACUCAACCACAUCCCAACUUCUUCUGAGGGAGACGUCUUCGGUCCUACCAAAAUUCCCAAAAUUCGUGAUAGACGCGACAAGAGAAGAUCAAAACGAUCUCAUAUUCCAUCUUCUCAUCGGGGACUCAGUCGACAUGAAUCUCUUCCUUCGUUCAGUGGGACAUCUCAAGAAGCAGACUCGGACGAUGAAAUAGUUUCCAUGAUCGAUCCGGAUGUAUCUCCAGUCAAGAAACAGAAGCCCAAUCUUUCAAUUUCCAUCUCGGCACCGUUCCUGCCUACGUCGGACCAGGACCAAAAUACCAAAGAAGGUCAAGAAAACCAUGUGCAGCAGGAACAAUAUGGGAAGACUGGGGAGAAUGUCUCGAUCUUGGAUCAAAGACAAUCGUUUAUAUCCUCCGCUACUCGAUGGCUCGGUCGUAUACCUUCCCUAGGUGGAUUAUUCAGUCCGGCUUUGGAACAAGGACGUGAUCCCAUUUCUCGUUCUUCAUAUGACACUCCAUCGCAAGAUGUUGUUCAGUCCUCACAUGGAAACGAUGAUGAAGAAAGUAUCCCUUCUUCUCAAAAUUCCGUAUCGAGAAAAAGAAAACGUAUACCUUUUGUUGAACUUCCUACUAGUAAACGUCAACGUAAAGAUCGAUCUGCAUUAUCGCGAUCAUCUUCUUCUACCAGUAUUGGAUCUUGUUCCCGUAGUAAGGUCUCUGGAUCUGGGUCACGAAGCGGAACUUAUUCUCCUCCCACCACUCAAAAAUCUGGUUCUUUUACUACCAGUUCAAGGUCAAAUUCAUCCAUCAAGCUCAAAUCACGUUCUUCCUCUUCCAUCCCUACCAAAUCGCGUUCUUCCUCUUCCAUAGACAUCGACUCCCAUUCUUCCACGAGCACCAAAUCAGUGUCAAGAACAGAUUCAUCUUCGUUCUCCUCCAGAGGUUCAAGAGCCGGUUCGGUCAAAGAUGAGCCUAUCGUUGUUGAUUCCGACGAGGAAGAAGAUGAACUUUUACUUUCUCCUGAAAGUGCAGCUCGAUUCCGUGAAGAAGCAGCGUUGGAGUUGGAAUCAGAAAAGAUCAAUGGGGAUAAUGAUCAACCUCCUUCUUCUCCUUCUCCACCACCAAGAGCUUUACCUUCUCGAGGACGAAACGUUUCCAGCAGACGAUCUCUUUCUAACACCCAACCUCGUCUAGGACGUAAUCGAUCGUCACAGAGCAUCAACGUCUCUCAGACAUUUUUGGAUCAAGAAGAUUAUCAUUCCUCUUCCAAGUCGGACAAUCAUACUUCAGUCACGUCUUCCAAGAACCAAGAUAUGGGCAAAAGUACUUCCUCUACAUCAUCCAAACUUAAAGAAAGUGACAAAGAUGUUUCUCCCUCAUUAUCCAAACAUGAAGAAAAAGGAGAAACUCAAUCAAGUGGUCGAUUCGACGACGCACCUGAAACUAUCCAUCUCUCACCUCUUGCUCAACGUUUGGUUCAAGCUCGGACUGCUCUACCUGCAGAUCAUCCAUAUCUCACAUCACCCAUCAGAAGAACGGGAGAACAAACGAGAGUUUUGAGAAUGGUAGAAGAAGCAGCUCAAGCCAAAGAUGUUGUAGAAGGAUUAGAUUGGGAUGGAUUAUUAGUCUUGAUGGAAAAUGUCGAAUUGUUGAGAAGAGCAGCUACUAAGAAUCUGAGGGAAAAGGUUAAAGAAACUGAGAGGUUGAAGAAAGGAAAAGUAUGA